AUGAAGACUUCAACCACCAUCCUGUACCCCAACCAGCAGGUUGCCGACUCUGUCACGGCGUAUUCCGAGUCUCGGAGUUUGGAACUGCCCAAGGAGAUUGCAGAUUACCAUGCCUGGAUAUGCGAGACCCAAGAGAAUUCCAACUACACCAUCUCGACCUUCCAAGCGAAGAGUCUUGUCUUCCUGACUCGGUUGGUGAGAGCCAAACGUGCCCUCGAGAUCGGAUGCUACCUCGGCUUCUCGGCUGCAGUCUUGUCCCACGCGGUCGGCCCUGAUGGAGCCGUGACUGGGCUCGAGUUCAGCGAGGAAUAUGUCCAAACUGCCCAAACUAAACUGGCGGGUUUGGGCAUUAAGAACGUCGAGUUCAAAGUCGGGUCCGCCAGCGACUCCCUCGAGAGUCUAGAACCCGCAGAGCCGUACGACAUAGUCUUUAUCGAUGCCGACAAAUCCGGCUACCCCAACUACCUACAGAAGAUCCUAUCCCGUUCCCAACCGGGCCAGGCUCAUCGUAUCCUGAAGCCCGGUGGACUCAUCGUCGCUGACAAUGUCCUACGGAAGGGCCUAGUGGCCGACAGAAGCAACGCUAACCCCUGGAGCAAGAUCGAGAAGGAGGACCGCGCAACGUAUUGGAAGACUACGGACCUGGAGGCGCUUGAUCAAUUCAACACGGAGCUGGCGAAGAAUGACCGGAUUGACGCCUGGCUGGUGCCCCUGUUUGACGGGGUCGCGCUGGGCAGACUUCGGGAUUAAGGGGUUUCGUGACUGGCAAUCCUGGUCGGGGUUGCUUGCUCUGCUGGCUAGAGGGCGCAGACAGAAUAGCAAUAUUGCCAAUUGAUGCAUCGGUAACAAAGGCUCGCUAUUCUCAUGUUAGAACCAAUCGGCUUUUGUUAUUCUUGUAGGCUCAAUUUGAUUGUGUCUGUUCCUGAAGAGAGCCUUGCUCAAAGUGACCUAUAACAUUGCAGACAAAGAGAGGACAAGGCUGGUGGCACCUGGCUAACACGAGGAGGCUGAGAAUUUGAUGGCAGA
Phialemonium atrogriseum is the source of this 1026-nucleotide messenger RNA. Its product is annotated as S-adenosyl-L-methionine-dependent methyltransferase. Bases 1 to 750 code for a protein of 249 amino acids. The record is from RefSeq and is a predicted model, not a curated record. Gene Ontology annotation, molecular function: S-adenosylmethionine-dependent methyltransferase activity; O-methyltransferase activity. The transcript is spliced from 4 exons. Lineage: Eukaryota; Fungi; Ascomycota; Sordariomycetes; Cephalothecales; Cephalothecaceae.